Laetiporus sulphureus 93-53 is the source of this 1078-nucleotide messenger RNA. RefSeq lists its product as uncharacterized. The record is from RefSeq and is a predicted model, not a curated record. The coding region runs from base 23 to 748 and encodes 241 amino acids. Lineage: Eukaryota; Fungi; Basidiomycota; Agaricomycetes; Polyporales; Laetiporaceae. The transcript has 2 exons.
CUCUCUAUUCCCUCCCACCAACAUGGCAUUACUCGUCAAGGCGUUCCUCAUUCUCAGUGCAGCAUUCAGCGCACACACCGCCUUGACUCCACCGACGCCCCCUCCGAAGAAAGAUGAAAUCCGGAAGGACGUCUCCUUAGGGGAGAGAUUCUUUGGUAGAAUCAUCCGGUCAAUCACUGGUCUUAACAAGAACCUGAUUUGGGUCAUGGCGUUAUGCGAGACAGCGGUGAUACUUGCGUGCGAGAAUCCCUCGCACCCUCUCGCGAGGCGUGUUCUAAACCUCCUCAUCUUCGCUCCCGACUCGUCGAUCGACAAGAUCGGGAUCAGCCCUGUCUUCCUGGUCGGUUGGACGUUGGCCAUCUUCAGUGGAUACUUCCGCAUCCAGUGCUUCCGCGCACUCGGCCGCCUGUUCACGUAUGAAAUCACGCUACGCGACAACCAUCAGCUGAUCACCAGCGGGCCAUACUCCAUCGUCCGCCACCCUGCAUAUACGAGCCUCAUGCUCGGAUUCCUCGGUAUCGCGCUCUGCCACGGCAGCAGCGGCUCAUGGUUUAUGGAGUGCGGUCUCUUCAAUACCCUCGGGGGAAAGCUCCUCGGCUACGGUUACUUGGUAUCGAUGGUGUAUGGCUUUGUCAGCAUGACACUGAGGACGCCGCUGGAGGAUGAGCUGCUGAAGAAGGAAUUCGGGGCGCAAUGGGUGCAGUGGUCGCAGAGGGUGCCAUACCGGUUGCUUCCUGGCAUUUACUGAAUAAUGCGGGUCUGUAAUUUACUGGUACAUUCCUAUAGUUGUAGCGAAUACCUGUAAUACCUAUUGAAUGGCCGGCUAUGCGACGGCGGAGUUUGCGGGCUGUCCGCUGUUCCAACUCUACGCGCGAUAGUGUUGUAGGGCCGUGUGGGGGUUCUUGAUCUGCAUAUCUGCUUUACGGAAGGAUUUUUUCCAACUGGAGUAUAACGGGCCCCGGCUGCGCGAUGCGGAGAGUUCUGAGUCGCUUGAUGACUGCUUCGUCUACCGACGAGAUGGUGCAGUGGUACAGUUUAACCACACAAGCUAGAAGCAGGGCCCAGGCAAGAAUAGUAC